Emiliania huxleyi CCMP1516 is the source of this 3012-nucleotide messenger RNA. RefSeq lists its product as hypothetical. The transcript has 10 exons. The record is from RefSeq and is a predicted model, not a curated record. Gene Ontology annotation, biological process: protein export from nucleus. Gene Ontology annotation, cellular component: cytoplasm; nuclear pore. NCBI's taxonomy places the organism in Eukaryota, Haptophyta, Isochrysidales, Noelaerhabdaceae. The coding region runs from base 24 to 2813 and encodes 929 amino acids. Gene Ontology annotation, molecular function: nuclear export signal receptor activity; small GTPase binding.
CUGCCCUGCGAUCGACACAUGCGAUGAACCAGCUGAAGCAGUUUGAGCAAUAUUGCGCCACGCUCUACACCUCCCCGGAUGCGGCCGAGCGGUCGGCGGCGGAGGCUGCCCUCGUGCAGCUGUCGAGCACCCCCGAAUACCUGCCGCAGUGCCAGUUCGUGCUGGACCACUCAAAGUACGCCUACGCGCAGCUCGUCGCGGCCAACGCCCUGAAGAAGCUGCUCGUGCAGUCGUGGAACCACCUGACCCCGUCGCAGCAGCUGGACUUUCGAAACUACACGCUCUCGUACCUCGCGCAACGCGGCACGUCCAUCGAGCCCUUCGUGUCGAGCAACCUGGUGCAGAUCGUCGCCACCGUCACCAAGCUCGGCUGGUCGUCGGGGGAGGAGCACAAGGCGAUCGUGCAGGAGCAGCGCAAGGUCUCGGCCUCGUUUCGCGACACGGCUCUCUUCCAGAUCUUGCAGAUUGGGCUCCGCACGCUCCAGCAGCUCUCGACCGGCGCCGCGCCCGGCCGGUCGCACCGCGGGUCGGCGUCGCUCUCGCUCUGCCUGUCGUGCCUCGGCUUCGACUUCAUCGGGACCACGCUCGACGAGGCGUCCGAGGAGAUGGGCACCGAGGCGGCGACGAUGCAGCUCUUCUUCGACAUCUACGCCGCCUCCUCCGCGCCCAUCUCCUCCAAGGCGCUCGAGAGCCAGCACGGGCUGACAGAGCACGAAAACUACCACGAGCUCUGCCGGCUGCUCGCGCGGCUCAAGGCGAACUACCAGCUGUCGGAGCUCGUGCAGGCGGACUGCUACCGCGAGUGGAUCUCGAUGGUGGCCACCUUCACGAUCGACUCGUUCAAGCACUGGCAGUGGGCGGCUAACUCGGUCUACUACCUCCUCUCGCUCUGGUCGCGGCUCGUCGCCUCGAUGCCGUACCUCAAGGGCGACGUCCCCUCGCAGCUCGACUCGUACGUGAUCACCGCGUUCAUCCACUCGCGCAUGGAGCUGGUCCGUGCGCUGCAGCAGCAGGGGGGCGAGCCGGGCGGCGGGCCCGACGACCCCCUCGACAACGAGGAGCAGCUCACCGAGCAGCUCGACACCCUCCCCUCGCUCUGCCGCUUCCAGCUGCAGCAGGCCUCCUCCUACGUCCUCUCCCUCUUCGAGCCGUGCGCCAAGCUCUACUCGCAGCUCCUCUCCCUGCCCACCGAGCGGGCGAGGGACGCGGACGUGGCCGCGCGCCUCUCGCAGUGCGAGGGCGAGCUCGCGUGGCUCGUCUACAUCAUCGGCACGGUGCUGGGCUCGCACCUCACCCCCUCCUCCAACUCGGAGGCGCAGCAGCUCGUCGACGCCGAGCUCACGUGCAUCGUGCUGCAGCUGCUCUCGCUCCUCGACGCGCCGGCCAACGUGCAGCUGCGGAGAGAGGUCCGCUCCAACCAGCACCUCGAGCUCGCCCUCCUCUUCUUCAUGCAGCAGUUCCGCAAGGUGUACGUCGGCGACCAGGCGACCGCCGUCUCGAAGAUCUACGCCGUGCUGCAGGAGCGGCUCAACCUGAGCGACCACCUCGCCGUGCUCGCCGUGCUGAUGAACAAGAUCAUCGCCAACCUCAAGCGGCGCUCCGACUGCCUCGACAUCACCGAGAAGACGCUGACCCUCCUCGCGGACCUCGCGGGCGGCUACUCGUCGGGCAAGCUGCUCCUCAAGCUCGAGGCGGUGCACCUCGUCCUCGCCAACCACACCUCGGCCGAGUUCCCCUUCCUCGACGUCUGCGUCGCGCUCGUCGGCGCGCUGCGCGACCUGCGCGGCAUCGUCGCUGCGUGCUCCUCGCGCCGCACGUACACGCUCUUCUUCGAGUGGAUCUACCCCGCCUUCACGCCCGUCUUCCAGCGCGCCGCGAUGACCUACUACGCGAUGCCCGAGGUGACGACGCCGCUGCUCAAGCUGUACGCCGAGCUGGUCUACAACAAGGCGCAGCGCCUCACCUUCGACUCCUCCUCGCCGAACGGUAUCCUCCUCUUCCGCGACGCCUCCGCCAUCGUCGUUGCCUACGGCUCGCGCAUCCUCGACCACCAGCUGCCCGCCGGCGCCGACCCGUACGCGCAGCGGCUCAAGGGGAUCUGCCUCUGCAUGGUGCUCCUCACGCGCGCGCUGAGCGGCAACUACGUCAACUUUGGGGUCUUCGCCUUGUACGGCGACCGCGCGCUCUCCGAUUGCCUCGAGGUGAUCAUCAAGCUGUGCCUCUCUCUGCCGACGGAGCAGAUCCUCUCGUACACCAAGGUCUGCAAGGCCUACUUCACCCUGAUGGAGCUGCUCAUGCGCAACCACACCGCGACGCUGGUCGAGCUGGACACGCCCGUCCUCCAGCACAUCUGCAGCAGCCUGCAGGCCGGCCUCAAGUCGCACGAGGUUGCAAUCUCGUCGCAGUGCGCCGCUGCCCUCGAGCACCUAGCCGCCUUCCACUUUGCCGCCGCGACGGACGACCGCGACUCGUCCGUCAAGGCUGCGCUCGCCGCGCACCUCUCUCGCGAGCCCGAGCUCUUUUCGUCGCAGCUCGCCGUGCUGCUCAACAUGAUUGUCUUUGAGGACUGCGCCAACCAGUGGUCGCUCUCGCGGCCGCUGCUCGCGCUCAUCCUCUCCAACCCCUCCUACUUCGCCUCGUGGAAGGCGUCCAUCGUCCAGCAGCAGGCCGCCUCGCCCGAGCGGCAGCAGAAGCUGACAGCCGCGUUCGAGCGGCUGAUGGCGGACGUGCAGAACAGCCUCGAGGCCAAGAACCGCGACCGCUUCACGCAGAAUCUCACGGUCUUCCGGCACGACGCAAAGUCGCUCUUUUGACACGUCGCCGCCACGAGAGGGUCGACGAUACGACUCUGUACACCACUAUCAGUUGGGCCUCGUUCGGGCACACGCGUCGUGUGUGCUCUCGCGUCGGCUCCGGGAAGCAGGGGACGCUCCGCCGGUCGCCGAGGGCCCUUUAGCUUGACCGAGGAGAUGAGAUAGUUUUGAUUGUUUCCCACAUGUGCAGCAUCAAAAA